AUGGGCGUCGGCACCACAGCACUUCUGAUCACCGUAUUAGCUCAGAAACUGGAACCAUCUCGAGCAGAAAAAUAUGUGUACAAUUUCGUACUAAAGGCACAGUUGGAUAAAAGAAGGAAGACGGCAUCCGCUGAUGCCAUUAAGAACUGGUUUCAAUUAUGUCGUCUGCGAAGGAGUAAUAAUAUCAUUAACAUGGAAUAUAUUCGAGUUCACGGAAAACUACUACAAGCCAUAAACGCCAUGCAGGAAGCAAAACACAAAAGAGAUUCCACUGGAGAGUCCACUAUUGGUUUCAUCGAGAUAAGCAAAGGGAUGAGUGACGUGGAGAAAAAGACGGAGGAAGUUCAGCGAUCCAUCAGGGACCUGAAAUCAGACCUUGUGUACAUGCAGAGAAUGUCCAGAGAUCUGCAAUUCAGAUUUAAUGAUAUAUACACAGUCUUGCACGAAAUAAACCAAAUUAAGACGAUUCAUUUUAAUUUUUUUUAUGUGUGA
Molecule: messenger RNA, 492 nt
Organism: Saccostrea echinata
Lineage: Eukaryota; Metazoa; Mollusca; Bivalvia; Ostreida; Ostreidae
Product: small conductance calcium-activated potassium channel protein 2-like
Exons: 1
Coding region: 1-492 (163 amino acids)
Biological process (GO): potassium ion transmembrane transport
Cellular component (GO): plasma membrane; neuronal cell body; neuron projection
Molecular function (GO): calmodulin binding; small conductance calcium-activated potassium channel activity
Source: RefSeq, a predicted model, not a curated record